CUGGCGAGAGCAAAUGUUUGCCGAUGAGUGGAGUGGAGUGUGGAGAGUGUGUGCCAAGUGAAUAAGUUAUUUUGGAUUCGGUAAAAUACAAAAAGCAAAAGAAAGUCAACAAAAUUUCUGUGGAACGAAUUCAUAAAAAAUACGACUCUUGUAUCGAAGAACCCAUCCAUUAAUUAAUAGCCAGGCAGCUGGAUUCUACUUUCCACUUGAUUUCGACCGACGAAAAGGACACACAAGACGGCUUAUAUACACAAUUAGCCACAGUGAAUGGGUCCAGAGCCGGAUACGACGAUUGAAUACGAAGAGCUCCAACCGACCGACCAGCACACACGGAAACCGCAGCAGUCCUGCCCGCACAGAGAAGAAAACACUCCCCUAGGCGAGGACACAGACCCACAACCAGACCCGCGCCCCACAAACAAACACACGACACACGCCAUGUCGGACACAACCUCUUUUGAGCUGGGAUCGGCCUCCGACCGACCCCCGAAUAGGUUCCAAGUAAAUCCGGUGAACGGCAAUAGUCGCAAGGCACAGGCCCCAACGGGGCCAGACGCUACCGGGGACAGCGAGGGACCCCACGAAGUCUACCGCCGGCUGACAAACAUCGAUGGGGAACUGCUCGAGGACGACGCCUUCGAUGCGACCCAAAUGCUGAACAAACACCAGCCUAGGCAACAGAGGCAAUCCAUCAAGAGCAGCUUUCGCGACAAGGAUAAGCCGUCCCGCUUCAGGGAUCUGCAGACGACGACACGCUUCCAAGUGGACCCCCGGAGCGGCGAUUCGGACGAGUCCAACGAUUCGCAGGAGGAGCGCGAGCUGCUGGACAGCGAAAUCUACGACACGAAAUAUGGUAAAAGUUUUCGGCACUUCACGCGCGAGGCCCUGCCCCGUCUGGACAACUACCGGAACAUGAUGUCCAUCCAGGCGGCCUACCGUCCCACCCUCGACGAACUGCACAACGCAACGCUGACGGGCAAGAACACUCACAGCUUGACGCGGAAUCAGGAUCCCGAGUCGGGCGCCAUGAAUGGCAUCUUGAAAUUCGGAUGGAUCAAAGGAGUGCUCAUACGCUGCCUCCUGAACAUCUGGGGCGUGAUGCUCUUCCUGCGCCUCAGCUGGGUGGUGGGACAGGCGGGCAUCAUUGAGGGCUUCGUAUUAAUUUUGACAACGACCGCUGUCACGACCAUCACGGCCUUGUCGAUGUCGGCGAUAAGCACUAAUGGCGUCAUCAAAGGAGGUGGCACCUAUUACAUGAUAUCCCGAUCCCUGGGCCCGGAGUUUGGCGGCUCUAUUGGCCUAAUUUUCUCGCUGGCAAACGCCGUGGCCUGUGCCAUGUACGUGGUUGGCUUCUGCGAGUCAAUGUUGGAUUUGAUGAGGGACCUCGGCUGGAAAAUCAUCGACGCCGACGUGCAGGAUAUGCGCAUCAUCGGCUGCGUCACCAUACUGCUGCUCCUGAUCAUCGUCGUCGUCGGCAUGGAGUGGGAGGCCAAGGCACAAAUCGGACUCUUGAUCAUCCUGCUGGUGGCCAUCGCCGACUUUGUCAUCGGCAGCUUCAUUGGUCCCAAGAGCGUGCAGGACCUGGCCAAGGGCUUUAUCGGCUACAAUGGCACCACCUUCAGCACCAACCUGUUUGCGGACUAUCGCGAGCAUAAGGGGGUGGAGCAUGACUUCUUCUCGGUCUUUGCCAUCUUCUUUCCCGCCGCAACUGGAAUACUGGCGGGCGCCAACAUAUCGGGUGACCUGAAGGACCCUCAAAAAUCCAUUCCAAAGGGCACAAUCCUCGCGAUCGUCAUCACCACCGCCACCUACCUGAUUAUGGUCCUGCAGUGCGGUGGUGCAGUGGUCCGUGAAGCCACCGGAAAUAUUACCGAUGCGAUCAAUGGCUCCUUUGCGUUCCUCGACUGUGCGGAUGGUGGCUGCCAUUUCGGACUGCAUCACUCGUUCCAGGUGAUUGAGCUGGUGUCCGGCUUCGGGCCGCUCAUCUAUGCAGGCUGCUUUGCUGCCACACUGUCCUCGGCCCUCGCCAGCCUGGUCUCGGCCCCGAAGGUGUUUCAGGCACUCUGCAAGGAUGAGCUCUACCCGAAGAUCGUGUGGUUCGCCAAGGGCUUCGGCAAAAAUAAUGAGCCCGUGCGGGGCUACGUGCUGACUUUUGUCAUUGCCUCAGCCUUCAUUUUGAUUGGAGAGCUGAAUCUGAUUGCUCCGCUCAUCUCGAACUUCUUCCUGGCCGCCUACAUGCUGAUCAACUUCAGCACCUUCCACGCCAGUCUGGCCAAGCCAGUGGGCUGGCGUCCAACCUUCAAGUAUUACAACAUGUGGCUGAGUCUGCUGGGCGCCAUACUGUGUGUGGCCGUCAUGUUCCUCAUCUCGUGGGCCACCGCACUUAUCACAUUUUCCGUGGUGCUGGCUUUGUACUUAAUCGUGGCCUACCGGAAGCCGGACGUCAACUGGGGCUCCACCACGCAGGCGCAGACCUACAAGAACGCCCUGAUGUCGGUGCAGCAGCUGAACAACGUGGAGGAGCACGUGAAGAACUACCGACCGCAGAUCCUGGUGCUCUCCGGACUGCCCAACACGAGGCCGGUGCUGGUCGAUCUCGCCUACAUGCUGACCAAGAACCUCUCGCUGCUCGUCUGCGGCCAUGUGCUGCGCGGCUCCAGCUCCCAGAAGUAUCGCACCUACCUGCAGGAGCGGGCCGCCAACUGGUUCCGCAAGCAUCGCGUCAAGGGCUUCUACGCCCUCGUGGAUGGGGAGGACUUCGAAGCGGGGACGCGCGCCCUCAUGCAGGCCACCGGCAUUGGCAAGCUGAAGCCCAACAUCCUGCUGCUGGGCUACAAGACCGACUGGCAGACGUGCGAGCACAAGGAGCUCGACCAAUACUUCAAUGUGAUGCACAAGGCCCUGGACAUGUACCUCUCUGUAGCCAUUCUUCGUGUGCCCCAGGGUCUGGACUGUUCACAGCUGCUGGGCUCGCAGGAUGGCUGGAAGACCGUGUCAGAAGUGCCGCGUACGUUGCAGCCCAACGAGAGCUCUGGGGACCUGCAGGCAGUCGACAGCAGCGCCGGGAAUGGCCUGGGCGGCAGCAUUGACUCCCUGAGUCGCAAUGUGUCGGUGUCACAAGAGGACGGCGGUCGCCCUGCCCUGCUCCAUGCCGAGAACAGCCUGAAGAUAGUCAAAUCCUCCAGCACCAGCGACCUCUCGUUUAUAGCCAGCAAUCAGGCUAAGGAUGUGUCCGGCUCCCCAGAUCCGCUCGAGGCCAAGGCGGCCAAUGUGGUGCCGAGCACCCUGCGGAAGUCCAAGCUGAAGCACGACGAUCCAGCCUCUCUUUACAGGGGCCCUGGUGGCGUGGAGCUGCCCAAGGAGAUCCUCACCGACCUCACCCAGUUCACGAGAAAGCGCAGCCAUGCCGUCAUCGAUGUCUGGUGGCUGUACGACGACGGCGGCCUCACGCUCCUGCUGCCCUACAUCAUCAGCACGCGACACACCUGGCAAUCAUGCAAAUUGAGGGUGUACGCGCUGGCAAACAAAAACUCGGAGCUGGAGUUCGAGCAACGUUCCAUGGCCAGUCUGCUGUCCAAGUUUCGCAUUGACUACUCUGACCUGACGCUGAUACCGGACAUAACCAAGAAGCCCCUGGAAUCCUCCACGCAGUUCUUCAAUGAGUUAAUUAAGGACUUUGUGGUGAGCGAGAAGGAGACAGAGAACGGCAACAGCAGCAGGGCGACCCUCAACGAGGACGAGACCCUCAUAAGUGACGAUGAUCUGCUGGCCGUUCAGGACAAGACCAAUCGAUAUCUUCGUCUACGCGAGUACCUGCGGGAGCAGUCGACAAAGUCGGACCUGGUGGUCAUGACGCUGCCCAUGCCCCGAAAGAACAUUGUCUCCGCCCCCCUCUACAUGGCCUGGCUGGAGAGUCUCAGUCGCGACAUGCCCCCAUUUCUGUUUGUGCGCGGCAACCAGACGAGCGUGCUGACGUUCUACUCGUAGACCAGAACCAACCAGCGUUAACGGAUUCUAUUGUAUUUUACUUACACUUACAAACACUCACACUCACACUCACUUUUAUUGUUAGCCAAUACGAGUAUUUUAUCCUUAGCUGUACCACCUAUGUACAUACAUUUAGGAUCGGAGCGGAGUGGAGCGGAGUGGAGUGGAGUGGAGGUGGUCCUCCCCUCCUUCUCCUUGGAGCGCACAGACGACACUCACUGCACCCGCGGACGGACACGGUAAUCGCCUUACAGCCCCAAACCCGAUAUAGAUAUACUUUAAAGCGUCUGUGCGCAGUCCGUGUUGCCUUUCCACUUCCACAGAAAUGAUUGUCCCUGCAAUCGAGUUUAAAUUGUUUUUAAAUACAGUGCAAGUAAUUUUUAAAGUCACUUUUUUUGUUCAACAUAAGCUCUGAUUAUUCUGCUCUGAAUAACUGCGGUUUUCGCUCCAUUAACUUUGAGCUGUUUUUUUUUUGUGUGGCGAUAAGAAUUAAUUAACUUUCAACAAUAACAAA
Drosophila obscura is the source of this 4501-nucleotide messenger RNA. It is a transcript of the gene Ncc69, whose product is annotated as bumetanide-sensitive sodium-(potassium)-chloride cotransporter. NCBI's taxonomy places the organism in Eukaryota, Metazoa, Arthropoda, Insecta, Diptera, Drosophilidae. Gene Ontology annotation, cellular component: membrane. The record is from RefSeq and is a predicted model, not a curated record. The transcript is spliced from 19 exons. Gene Ontology annotation, biological process: chloride transmembrane transport; sodium ion homeostasis; cell volume homeostasis. Gene Ontology annotation, molecular function: sodium:potassium:chloride symporter activity. The coding region runs from base 268 to 3987 and encodes 1239 amino acids.